UCAAAAUAUAUCAAAACGUAUAAAUAAUUCAUGGUUACAAGAUUUCAAAGCUAGACCAAGCGUUGUGAAUGACAUUAUUAACCGAACUAAGAGAAACUGUAACGACUAGUGUUAAUCAUGAAUUGGAAGAAUGAACAGCCUUUUGCUCUUUUUCUACUAAUAUGUCUAAGCUUUUGGAAUAUGAAAAAUGUUCAAGGAGGGGUAAGGUAUUUUGUAAAAAGUCCGGUAUGUCAGAUGCCCUACGUGAAUCCCUUCGCCCUGGACACAAUCAGGAACUUCCAACGGAAGAAAAUAAGAAUAUGCCACGUCGACAGCGAUAUGGUAACAAGUAAAUUUGAUUUCGCGACUCAUCAGUACAGACUGCACAUACACAAGCACCUGGCCAAACCCAUUCUAAAGGCUAAAGGAAAUGCUACCCUGCAAUGCGAGUACCAGGAGAUAAAACGGGAUAAAACCGCGAAGAUACCGGAUAACAACUAUAAGAUACUGCACAGUCGACCGAUUAAACAGCAUCAGUUUGUUCCUAACAACACGGACUUUAUGAUCACCAGUUGCUAUGUGAAAGAUGCGAAAAAUCAUCGAAAGCUUCUGCAAAAGGAUGCCAUAACGUUCAUUGAAGAUCGCAUAUCAGAAGACAAUGUGAAGGAUUUCAUAAAGACACAAAGUGUGGACCCCAAACCAAGUGUCCUGAUAAUGGGACUGGACUCCACAUCGCGCAUAAACAUCCGACGAACAAUGCCACUAGUUUACAAAUACGUUACACAACCCGGAUGGUUCGAAAUGGAGGGCUAUAACAAAGUGGGUGACAAUACCUUUCCCAAUCUUCUCGCCGUGCUCACAGGCCAAUCGGAAGAAGCAGUAAGGAAAAUAUGUGAUGUUAAGAAACCAGGUUGCCUGGACUCUUUGAACUUCAUUUGGAAACGUUUCAAAAGUGCCAACUAUACCACUGCCAUUGCCGAGGACUGUCAAUCAAUAAGUACUUUUAACUAUCUUAAGCCGGGAUUCGUGAAGCAACCUACUGAUUACUAUCUACGUCCCCUGCUUUUGGCGAUCGAAAAAAUGUUUAAGGUCACCAAAGAAUUUGGCUAUCCCAACUGUGUGGGUCGUCAUCUCAACUUCAGUUAUAUCUGGGACUUUGGCAAACAGUUCAUCAAUCGUUUUCUGGGCAGAGCCCCGAUCUUUGGCUUCCUGUGGAGCAAUAGUUUUACCCACGAUUACUUUGAGGGAGCCACAGCCUUAGACAGCCUCUUCUUUAAGUACUUGAAGUCUUUUGAGGAAUCGAAUCUCUUUGGUCAAUCAAUAGUCAUUUUGAUGAGUGAUCAUGGCUAUCGGUUUAGUAGCUUAAGAAUGGCUGCAUCUGGGUAUUAUGAAGAGCGCAUGCCCAUGAUGUUCAUCUAUUUACCACCUUGGUUUCGAAGCAAGUAUCCUCAUCUGGCAAAGAAUCUCCAGACGAAUCGUAAUCGACUAUCAUCUAACUACGAUGUUCACAUGACCCUGCAGCACUUACUUCAGUUAGAUAGCAAAUCCAUGGAUGAUUUUCCAGAUAAUCUCAAGGCAAAGCAGUGCAUGACCUGUCAAUCCUUGUUGUUCGAGCUGCCCUUCAAUCGCACUUGCCAAAUGGCUGGAAUCAAGGAGAAAUGGUGCUGUUGUCAGCCCACCGAAACCGUCACGAAUUCCCUAUCUGCAAAGACUAUUGCCAAGGCUAUUGUUGAGCGUAUGAAUGAACAUUUAAUUAGCUACAACCUUACCGAACUUUGCCACGAUUUCAAGCUCAAAGGCGUUGAAAAGGCAGAUCGCAAAACUAUCCUAUACACUGGUCUUAAACCAGUUGACAAAGACGAGCAUGUUUACAUAAUUUCCUUUCAAACUAGUCCAAAGAAUCCUCUUUUUGAGGCCACUGUCCAUUGGAAUAAACGUACUCAGAAGCUUCUUCCUAUUAAUGUUGAAGAUCUAAGUCGUUUAAAUUCAUACAAAAACGACGCCAAUUGCAUAAAUCAAAAGAACGCCAAAAAAUAUUGCAUUUGCAAGGACAGCUUAAGUAAGACCAGCGAAGAUUGAAAUAUAAUUUAUAAAACUUCUAAACACUACUAAAUUUGUUUUUUUUACAAAAUGGAAAUCUAGGAAAUGGUGCAAGAACAGUACAAUCCCUAAAGUGAUAUAGAAAAACAGAUAGUUGUAACCCACCCACGUCAGACAUUACUCAACUUUAUGACAGUUGUAAAAUCCCGGGAGAAUAUACAGUGGCACAUUAACUUCAUAAACCAAUAUAAACAGUGAACCCUUGAAUGGAGUACUACUCCAGGCUUAUCUUAAUUACACACUCAAAUC
Messenger RNA from Drosophila eugracilis, 2328 nucleotides. RefSeq lists its product as uncharacterized. The coding region runs from base 118 to 2058 and encodes 646 amino acids. The record is from RefSeq and is a predicted model, not a curated record. The transcript is spliced from 2 exons. NCBI's taxonomy places the organism in Eukaryota, Metazoa, Arthropoda, Insecta, Diptera, Drosophilidae.